UCUUCUUAUUUCUUGUCUGGUUGUUCAAAGGAAGAAAAAAAAUCCAAGAAUUUGGAGAUCCUCCAUUACAGAAUUAUUAAUUCUGUAAUUUUAUUUUUAAUUUUUUUGUGGGGGUCUCCUUGUCUUCUUGAAAUUUUACAUUACUCAAAAUGUUGAGGCCUCAAAUAGUAUUGUUUGGGGAUUCCAUUACUCAAGCAUCGUUCAAUGUAGGUGGCUGGGGUGGUGCUGUUGCUAAUACCUAUGGUCGAAGGGCUGAUGUAUUAAUUCGUGGAUAUGCUGGAUUCAACACCACAUGGGGAUUGAUCAUGCUCCAACAACUAUUUCCAUUGGAUGAUCCAAGUGCAACACCUCUUGCUGGUAUCACUAUAUGUUUUGGAGCAAAUGAUGCUGCUCUUGUGGGAAGAUUUAGUGAAACAAAACAUGUUCCUAUUGAUGAAUAUAAGGAAAACCUAUGUAAAAUGACACAACAUGUGAAGCAAUAUUCCCCGUCAGUGCAAAUAGUGAUGAUAACACCACCACCAAUUGAUGAAGCAAAACGGCUUGAAGUUUUAAGGGCCGGGGGCAGAAAGAUCGAUGUGUCUGACAGGACACUCGAAGAGACUGGAAAGUAUGCGAAAAAGGUCGUUGAAUUAUCGAAAGAGCUAGGUCUCCCUUACAUCGAUCUGUGGUCUAAAAUGCAGCAAGUCGAAGGUUGGCAAAAGAAAUUCUUCUAUGAUGGUGUACAUUUCACACCAGAAGGCAGUGGUUUUCUUUACAAAGAGUUGGCUUUAGCAUUCAACCAAACAAGUAUCUCUAUUAACAACAUGCCUCUUGAAGGUGUUACAACCUUUCUGGGUUCAUCUAAUUCGCCGUGAAGGCCUUUCAGCAACAACCUCUCCUACCGUCUAACCCUACACCGUAUUCUUAUUAUAUCAUUUGUAUACAGAAAAUGAUUCUAAUGCAAAUGAUAGUUGAAUUUAUUACAUACUAUAUAAAUACCAGUUUCAUCAACAAAAGAAUGUCUUGUACAAUUGAUUCAAAUACAGAAAAUUCUCUUUGCUUUGAUGAACGUAAAAAAUUGUAAUGUUUUGGAUUGUAUACAUGCACAACCUUCUCAA
Messenger RNA from Capsicum annuum, 1097 nucleotides. RefSeq names its product GDSL esterase/lipase At5g62930. The transcript has 6 exons. The coding region runs from base 150 to 854 and encodes 234 amino acids. The record is from RefSeq and is a predicted model, not a curated record. Lineage: Eukaryota; Viridiplantae; Streptophyta; Magnoliopsida; Solanales; Solanaceae. Gene Ontology annotation, molecular function: hydrolase activity, acting on ester bonds.